UGCGUGUGUGCAGCCUGUGACACGAGCUAAAGAAACAGAGGAGGUUUCUUGGUUGCUGCUGUGAUGCCCAGCAGAUCCAGUGCCAAGCUGUAGCUGCUGUAUCCAGCACAGCGGAAUGUGGAUUUCGGCUCGGCUGCAUUAUCUGAAGCAGAAUUCACACCAGCCUUAUCAGGAGAGGCAUUCUACUCUGCCUGCACUGUUAAGCCUACAGCCUCUGCAGACUGGACUGCUGCUGUUUCAUUGUCAUCAGUGAACAAUUGUGGUAUCCCUGUGCUCUAGCACUUUUUCCACUGGAAAAUGGGAAUGAAGACAAAUACAGCAAAGUUUUUGUGGCUGCUGAUGUUCUUCUCUGAUAUUGUGCCAUUCAGCUGUGAGAAAUCAAUGAGAGAAAGAGCUAUUGAGCUGAUGCAAGAUGCACGUUUGAUCGAUGGCCACAAUGACUUUGCACUGCAGCUGAGAAUACUUUACCAAAAUAGGCUCAGCAGAGUCAAUUUAAGAGAACUCAACACGACCCACACAAACCUUGUGAAACUUCAGGCUGGUUAUGUGGGAGCUCAGUUUUGGUCAGUGUAUGUUCUUUGCAGCGCUCAGAACAAGGAUGCUGUGCGCCUGACCUUAGAGCAAAUUGAUGUUGUCAAGAGGAUGUGUAACAGCUAUGAAGAGCUGGAACUCGUGAUGACUUCCCAAGGUAUCUCUGACAGUAGAAGGAUUGCAUGUUUGAUUGGAAUAGAAGGUGGCCACUCAAUUGACAGCAGUUUGGCAACACUGAGGAUGUUCUAUGACUUGGGUGUUCGUUACAUGACUUUAACACACUCCUGCAACACUCCUUGGUCUGAAUCAUCAUCUAAAGGAAUACACAGCUUUUAUCCCAAUGUUACUGGUCUGACUGCGUUUGGCCAAGAAGUGGUAAAGGAGAUGAAUCGCCUGGGUAUGCUGAUAGAUUUAUCUCACACCUCAUACUCCACAGUAAAAGCUGCACUCAGUAUCUCAAAAGCACCAGUAAUUUUCAGCCACUCCUCAGCAUUUUCUGUUUGCAAUCACUCUAGAAAUGUUCCUGAUGAUAUCCUCCAGGAACUGAAAAAGAACAAGGGAAUUAUCAUGGUGAAUUUCAAUGCAGAUGUACUGGCCUGUGGCAGAAAAGUUGUUACUAUUUCUACCCUUGCAGAUCAUUUUGACCAUAUAAAGGAAAUUGCAGGCUCAGAAUCGAUAGGAAUUGGUGGUGACUAUGAUGGAGUGGAACGCUUUCCUGAAGGAUUGGAAGAUGUCUCUAAAUACCCUUCUUUGAUAGAGGAACUUCUUAGAAGAGGAUGGAAUGAAACUGAACUGAAAGGAGUCUUAAGGGAGAACUUUCUCCGUGUCUUCAGGGAAGUAGAAAAUGUGCGGAACUCUUUAGGAGUCAUGGACGUAGGUGAAAGUGAAAUUCUGCAAGAAGUACAAAAUUCCUGUCGCCUAGACCUACGGAAGCCUCAGCUUCAGUCAUCCACGUCCUUUGGAUUUCCUUCUGUGGCACAACCUUUUAGUCUGACACUUGUAUCAUAUUUAAUGCUGCAUUAUAUAGCAUAAGAUUUAUGGAGUCUAGAAAGAGAUUUAUGGAGUACUCUGCAAAGCAACUACUUAUCCUUCUGUGAUUUGUUAACAGAAAACUAUAAUAAAUUUUUAAACUUAAUUUCUAUAAAUUCAUCUGCAUACUUGAAAAACCAUGUAAAUGAUAAACGAUGUAGCAAAAGCAUUGAGAUUUUGAAAUGAUAAAUUCUGUAUCCUCUCAGCUAGACAAGGACCAACAUUGUUAGUGGAAAAUAUCCACAUUUAAAGAAGAAAUUCUGUAAUACUUGAUGCAUGGUUUUGGUACCCUUACUGUGGAAUAAAAACUGGAGUACAGAACCAGCAGUUCCACACAGGAACUAGAGAUUUUGAUUAAGACAUCUGUGCCAAGAAGUUUUCAAGAAUUACUUCUUGUUAAACCAUAAAACUUCCAUCAAUAGUUGAUGGCUUACUCAGAGAAGACCAUCCCCUGCCACAUGGAGAAGUCUGCUUUUUUGGUUUGCUUGUGGUUUUUUGUUUUUUAAGAUGACAAGAGGAGUGACAAACCUAUUCCAGUUUGAACUGCUUGCCUACAACUAGCGUUAGAGACCCAUUCUGCAGUACUAAACUCUUAUUUUUGAACCCUGACUGGUUCUUAUUUUUGAAUCAGUUGACCAGUGGGCAACUGGACAGUUACUGCAGGAUGGAGGCAGAUCUCUUACUCUUCAAGUGCAGGCAACAUUGUAGAUACUUUUCUAUAAUUUGAGAACAGAUGUUUGCAGCGUUUUCAUGAUGAUGGGAGCAAGACAAGUCAAGACAAAGCAGGAAUUCUGGCUGGUAAGAGGGUUGUGGAAAUCUUUUUGACAUUUAAACAAUUAUCCUUAUCAGUAACGUGUUUUAUUAUUUCAUUUCUAUUCUGGCUGGCUAAAAUCAGACCAUGGUUAGUGGAUUCAUAGACAUGAGAUUAGACAGAGGUCUUUUUAUUUUAAAUCUGCUGUUUUGACCUUUGGAAUACUUUUUGAAAUGCACAAGGUAUGUGAGGUCAGAAGCUCCUGGUGCAGAGAAGAGCAUAUAUUGAGAUAGGCCUGUUCUUUGUAGGCUCAAAACUGACAUUUUAGUCAAAUAUGCUGAGAUUCAUUAUUAAAUUAUAAGAUGGCAGCACUGUAUCUUUGUAUGGCCAGUUCCCAGUGCUUGCUGGUAAAUGCUUUCCCAUUAUAUUUGCUGUUAAUUGUGAUUUUAUGAUCCAUUUGUUAAUUGCUGAUAUGACAUCUACAGAAUUUAGCCUUAGUGUAGAAUAAAAGCCUUAGUGUAGAAGAAAUUAAAAUUCCUGUAAUUGAUCUAAGGAAAGUAUUUGUAACCACACAAAGUAUUUAACAACCAAAAGAGAAGGCUGAGCAUGAACAGGAUGUCAAAACAGCACAUUAGUUUUUUUUUCUAGAGGAAUUUGAGACUCUUCAUACCAUCCAUUUCUGCACUCUAUGUACAAGUAGGACUUCUGGAAGGAUUUUGUUCUUUUAUAGCUUCAAAAUAAGCUUCAUUAAUUAUUUUGAUAAGAUGGUCUCCUUGAUAAAUACAUUCUAAUUAUACUCCAGUAUGUUACCAAAUUCUUUACAAAUCAUGUGGAACCAUCUAGUUGCACACAAGUCAACUUUUAAAGAAUAAUUUCUCAAUAAAUACUGGGAAUACUGAU
Messenger RNA from Sturnus vulgaris (Common starling), 3211 nucleotides. RefSeq names its product dipeptidase 2-like. NCBI's taxonomy places the organism in Eukaryota, Metazoa, Chordata, Aves, Passeriformes, Sturnidae. Gene Ontology annotation, biological process: proteolysis. Gene Ontology annotation, molecular function: metallodipeptidase activity. The record is from RefSeq and is a predicted model, not a curated record.